Messenger RNA from Nymphalis io (European peacock), 4386 nucleotides. It is a transcript of the gene Pfas, whose product is annotated as phosphoribosylformylglycinamidine synthase. NCBI's taxonomy places the organism in Eukaryota, Metazoa, Arthropoda, Insecta, Lepidoptera, Nymphalidae. Bases 155 to 4168 code for a protein of 1337 amino acids. Gene Ontology annotation, biological process: 'de novo' IMP biosynthetic process. The transcript is spliced from 23 exons. Gene Ontology annotation, molecular function: phosphoribosylformylglycinamidine synthase activity. The record is from RefSeq and is a predicted model, not a curated record.
CUUAUUUUCGUCUAGCGUCAACAAGUGAUAAAGCUUGAUCUUUGACAUUGAUGCAAGAUAGUCAUUGAUGAAAUACCAUUAUUGGAGUUUUAUUAACUCAUGUCAGUGUAUUAAAUGAGCUAGACUAGUACUUUAUAAAAGUAUUGCAGUGAACAUGUGUAUAUUAAGAUUUUUUACACGUGAAGCCUUUAGUGCACACAAAACUAAGGAAAUACUUGCUAAAUUAAAACAAGUUGAUGCAGAUGUGAUAGAACUGUCGACAGAAAUCUGCUACCAUGUGGAACUCGCUGAAGGAAGUGAUUACCUUAACAUUAACCAAAUAAAAAUAUUACAGUGGCUCCUUAAUUCUCCGCUCAAACCUCACGCAUUAAAAAAUGAAUCUGUGUACAAAUUUGUGGGUGACCACCAGAUCAUAAUUGAGAUUGGGCCAAGGUUUAAUUUUUCAACAGCUGAUUCCAGUAAUUCGGUUCAGAUUUGUAAUAGUGUUGGUCUCCAUGAUGUUGUGCGCCUUGAAGUUUCCACUAGGUAUCUUAUUACGUUUAAACAUUCCAAAAACGUUAGUAGAGAAUUAUUUGAAGAGUUGGCGGCACCUAUUCAUGAUAGAAUGACACAGUGUAUAUACACAACAGAAAAUUUGCCUCGACAAAGCUUUAAUGAAGGUUUGCCUAAGGAUUUGGAGCCAUGGUUUGUGGUGCCAUUGCAGGCUGAAGGUAUGGCAGCUAUGAAGAAAGUUAAUGACAAAUUAGGACUGGCUUUUGAUGAGUGGGAUAUGGAGUUUUAUAUGGAUUUGUUUGUUAAUAAAUUAAAGAGAGAUCCUACUAGUGUUGAAUUAUUUGAUUUAGCACAAAGUAAUAGUGAACACUCUCGUCAUUGGUUCUUCAAGGGCAAAAUCAUUUUAGAUGGAAAAGAGAUAAAUGAAUCUUUAAUUGACAUGGUUGCAUCAACACAGGAAACAUCAAACAAUAAUAAUGUUAUUAAAUUUGGUGACAACAGCAGUGCCAUCAAUGGUUUUGUACACACAAAACUUAAGCCUAUGGAUGUGAAAAUUCCUUCACAAGUCAUCAAGGAUAUAACUGAGUCUGACAUAAUAUUUACUGCAGAAACUCAUAACAUGCCUACUGCAGUGGCACCAUUUAGUGGAGCAACUACUGGAACAGGAGGGCGUAUUAGGGAUGUACAAGGAGUUGGUCGUGGUGGUCACACGGUUGCUGGAACUGCUGGAUAUAGUGUUGGCAAUUUGUUAAUUCCAGGUUAUGAUUUGCCAUGGGAAGAAAAAGAAUGGAAAUAUCCAAAUAACUUUGCAAGUCCUUUACAAAUUAUCAUUGAUGCAAGUAAUGGAGCUUCGGACUAUGGGAACAAAUUUGGUGAACCUGUAAUUUGUGGAUUUGUGCAAUCAUAUGGUUUGAAAAAUGGUGACAAUGUGAGAGAAGAAUUUGUCAAACCUAUUAUGUUCAGUGGAGGUAUUGGUUAUAUGCCACAUACAAUGAUUAAAAAAAAUAAGCCCAGUGAAGGUAUGUUACUUGUGAAAAUUGGUGGCCCAGUCUACCGUAUAGGUGUUGGUGGUGGAGCUGCUUCUUCAGUUGCCGUACAAGGUGGUGGUUCUAGGGACCAUGCUCUUGAUUUUGGCGCAGUCCAGAGAGGUGAUGCAGAAAUGGGAAAUCGUCUUAAUAGAGUUGUUAGAGGAUGUUUAGAGGCUGAUGUAAAUCCUAUUGAAUCCAUUCAUGACCAAGGAGCCGGAGGUAAUGGUAAUGUACUAAAGGAAUUGGUGGAACCUGAGGGUGCAGUGGUGUAUACUAAAGAGUUUCAACUUGGAGACCCUACAAUUACCACAUUAGAGCUUUGGGGCGCCGAAUACCAGGAAAAUAAUGCACUACUGUGUUCCAAAGAAAACAGGAAUAUUUUAGAAGAAAUAUGUCGCCGUGAAAGAUGUCCAGUUUCAUUUGUGGGAGAAGUUACUGGAGAUGGUUAUAUGAGUCUAGUAGAGGACCACUACAAUGAAAUCUAUUUAAACAGAUCAAAUAGACUUAAGCCUGAUGUUAAGGGAAAGUUACCCUACGAUUUGCAUUUGGACGCUGUUUUAGGAAAUAUGCCAAGAAAAACUUUUGAUUUGAGACAAGAUAAAAGAACUAAAGUGCCCCUAUCACUGCCUGAAGAUAUAUCCAUUGAAAAGGCUCUUAAUCGUGUAUUGAGACUUGUCAAUGUCGCUAGCAAGAGAUAUUUAACAAAUAAAGUGGAUCGCUGCGUCACAGGGCUGGUGGCUCAGCAGCAGUGUGUGGGACCUCUUCAAACACCGCUCGCAGACUGCGCAAUCAUCGCGCUAGGUUUCCACGACCUCGUGGGUUCCGCUACGUCCAUUGGCACUCAAAACAUCAAAGGUCUCUUGAACCCCGCGGCUGGAGCUAGGAUGUCGCUGGGAGAGGCUCUUACUAAUUUGGUGUUUGCCGGUAUAUCGGAGCUGGAGGACGUGAAGUGCUCCGGCAACUGGAUGUGGGCGGGGAAGACGGGCGCGGAGGGCGCGUCGCUGGUGGUGGCGUGCGACGCGCUGUGCGCUGCCAUGCGCCGCCUGGGCGUGGCCGUGGACGGCGGCAAGGACUCUCUGUCCAUGUGCGCCGGUGUGCACGGCACCACGGUUCGUUCACCGGGAACGCUAGUUGUGUCCACGUACGCGCCGUGCCCUGACAUUACAGUGAAAGUGGAACCCGUUUUGUUGAAAGAAGGUUCUGCCCUUAUACAUGUACCGGUGUCUGCUGGGAAAUAUAGACUUGGAGGCUCAGCUUUGGCUCAAUGCUACAAACAGCUUGGUGAAAACCCACCGGAUUUAGAAAAUCCUGAAAUACUAAAAGCUCUAUUCAAGGUCACGCAAAAAUUGCUCAAAGAAAAAAUAUUGAUUUCUGGCCACGACAUUAGUGAAGGAGGUUUUAUUACGACGGUGCUAGAAAUGGGUAUAGGCGGUGUCCGAGGAAUGGAAAUAGAUUUACUGGUUGAAAACAAUGUAUCUGCAAUUGAAGGUCUAUUCAAUGAAGAACUUGGAAUUGUCAUUGAAGUAGCACAGAACCACGUGGGUUACGUUUUAACAGAAUACAAAAAGAAAGGUGUAUACUCCAAAGUGAUUGGUAAAACUGGAAAGUAUGGAAUGGACUCUAAGGUUAAUGUGAAAGUUAAUGGUAAUGUAGUAUUGGAUACAAAAUUAAUAGAUGUAUACAGAAUGUGGGAAGAAACUAGCUAUCAACUAGAGUGCUUACAGGCUAACUCUAGCUGCAUCCAACAGGAAUGGAAUGGGCUCGCUACUCGUAAAGGUGUAAAAUAUAAUGUCUCAUUCGACCCUUCCGCGGCUUUGAUAAAGACGAGGUCCGUGAAAGUAGCAGUGUUACGGGAAGAAGGUAUAAAUGGCGAUCGUGAAAUGAUUGCCUCCCUGAUGAUGGCCAAUUUCGACGUGUUUGAUGUAACAAUGAGUGAUUUGCAAGCCAAGAAAAUUACUUUAGAUGCUUUCCAGGGAUUAGUUUUUCCUGGAGGCUUUAGCUAUGCCGAUACACUGGGAUCGGCGAAGGGCUGGGCUGCUGGUAUUCUUUUCUCAGAAUCUCUGAGUUCACAGUUUGCAAACUUCAAAAGCAGAAGCAAUACUUUUUCACUUGGAGUAUGUAACGGUUGCCAGCUAAUGGCGCUUCUGGGGUGGAUAGAUACCGAUGACAGUAAAAAUCCAGGCAACACAACUCAGAUAUUCCUUGAUCACAACUUGUCCGAAAGGUUCGAAUGCCGUUGGAGCGCCGUAAAGAUCAACGAAAGAGUAUCCAACGAAGACGUUUGGUUCCGUGGUAUGGGCGGCAGCGUUCUCGGAGUGUGGGUCGCGCACGGGGAGGGACGGUUCACGGUGCCCGAUCAGCAGACGCUUGACAAGCUAAAAGUUAAUGACCAAGUAGCCGUGCAAUAUGUGGAUGACAACGGGUCUCCUACUGAGAUUUACCCUAUGAAUCCUAAUGGAAGCCCUGAUGGAUUAGCGGGCGUGAGGUCUCCGGACGGACGCCACCUUGCUAUGAUGCCACACCCUGAACGCUGCGUCCUGCGGUGGCAAUGCGCUUCACCACCGCCACCCACCUCCGACGCCUUCAGCCAAGCCUCACCUUGGCUACGACUCUUCCAGAAUGCAUAUACUUGGGCAUCUCAACACUAAACUCAAGAGUAGAUUAUUAUUUGAAUAUUUCAUUCCUUUAAAUUGCAUUUAGUUUUCUUAGAAGAACAUGCCAAUAUAGAAAUAUUUUAGUAUAGAAACAUUCCAUUCAUAAAAUCGUAAGUCUCAUAUACAAAAUUGUGAUUGAAAUUUAUACUCUUAUAAAAAAGUGCCUUUUUUAUUUACAUGUUACCUCCAAAAAUUGCCUCUUGAAUUUGAUC